GAGCAGUCGGCCAAACGGUUAGAUCGUAAAACUGGCCCCGUCGUUGGCCUUAUCGGUUUUUGAGCUCAUCAUCAUCUUGGAUGGUUCUUUCUUUUUUAUUCGGGUGCACCGACGAUAUCCGGCCUCCUGCUUCUCUGCCCAUCCGUACUGUGUGUAGUGGGUAGCUGGCCGUCGUACUUGUGCGAAAAUGUCAGAAAUCAACCAUUUGCGGAUUUGAUGGUGUUAAUUCGGUGGAACCAUUUUUUCAUUCGUGGUGGAUUUUCGGGUGGAAUUAUCCGAUGGCAAUAUUCGAAUAUAUUAGACAGACUCAUCAAAUAUUCACUGUUGCUACGCGGUUCACAACUUUUUAAACCCCCGCAGUUUUCUUCGAUUGAUUUCAUUGUGAUGCGACAGAGCUUUUUCUUGUGAAACCGUAGUCUGCAGCUGCAUUUCAGACGAAUGAAAGAAGAACGUCAAGUGCUGCACCGAUAUUUCGCAGCGCUUCAUUUGCUGAACAGCCGAUGACCUUCCGUUAAAUUUCCAGGCGUUGGAAGAUCGUCCUUGAAUUAACAUUACGCACGGAAUUGGUCUUAGGUGGAUUUGAAGAUUGAACAAGAUUGAAUUCCGUGAUUAGGAGGGUCAAGAAUAUUUGUAAUAUUGGUUAUAAAUAGAAGAAAACCAAAUUUCAGUGUUAAAAGCCAAUCGAUUUAGGUCGUUACUUAGCGUUCCCAGUGAAUUUUUUUGUUAUAGGAAUGCAAAUUAUGAAUUAGUGCUUUUUUCUCCUCAACCGUAGAUGAAUCCAAAGGAAAUCGUCAUAGAAAUCGAUCACGGUCUAGAGUUCUCUGGGGCGUCUGGUUUUCGUUUCGGUUUGUAGAUGUGUGUGCCCCCUAGCUGACGUGAAUGUUAUAGAAAAUCGGUGAGAGAGUCCCACCAGCAAGGACUUACGCCAACCUACAUAGAUGGGGUGGAAAACUGCGUCCUUAGGAAGUUGUUUCGUGAAUAGAAUUCAACGAGAGUGAGAGUGGAGAGCGAUACACAAGUGCGUUUGUCGUACUUUGCCCUGGAGAAAGAGCGAAAGUUUCGAAACAUAAACACAACGGCAACACAAGCAAACAAGCUCAACAUAAAUAUAAACAUAAACAUUUGGAGCGAGCGCCUCGAGUGCACGUGUACCCGACUGGACAGCCAACGGUGGAUUUGUUGGCAUAGGAUCCGGCCGAGUCGUGGCAAAAGUAUUAUCAUCAUCAUCAUCAUCACCGAUAGCAUCACUGUCAAGUCGGAUAAGUAUUUUUUCUCAUCAACCAAGCCGGUAGAAUUAAGCAGCAGUUAAAACUACAUUUAUAUACCGACCCGGAAUCGGUUUUCAUACGUUCUGCCGUCGUCGAUGCUGCAGCCACCUGCCCUCCCCCGUCACAGAGGAAAAUGUACUGAACGCAGCCCUUCCACUUAGGUCCCCGGUCGACCGCCAACUGGUUCCAUUUGUUCAAGAACAAACGCACCGAAACCGUCUCCGUUACCGAUGGCCACCGGAUUGAGUGGCCAGAUAACGCGAAGUGACAGUGCCAUACAGAUUUCGCUAUCGUGCGCACCGACAGGCACGGCUGCAGUGCCAACGGUCGCGGGUCACCACGGACCGACCGCACUGUCGGUGGUGGACAUCAACGCUUCGCUCGCCGCUUCGGUGCCAAUGAUUUCGUCGGCAAUUUCGGGCGGUGGCACCGGUUCGGCCCUGCCGCAGAAUCUCCCCACGACGGUAACCUCGAGUGGGAACGCGUGCUCCGGAAUCGGUCCCAGCGGUGGCUUCACCAAUCUGUUCAAUUUGUCCAACAGUGCGGAUCUGACGGCGGUGGCGUACAAUUCCUAUACGCAGAAUGUGCGCUGCAAGUCACCGCCAACACUGGUCGAUAAUCUCAAGAAUGGAAUUAUAGGGAACUCUCAAAGCGCUCUCUGCAAUGGCUCCAUCAUGACAAAUGGGCAAACCAAGGACUCCAACCUGCGGAAAGUCCUCAAUAAUUGCGAAAAUGGUCAAAAGAAAGGCAUGGCCUCGUUAACACACCUACCAAAGCGGCCCCCAAUAGACAUUGAGUUCAAUGAGUUGGCCUACUCAGUGUCCGAGGGUCACAAACGGAGCUACAAAACGAUUCUCAAAGGCAUCAAUGGCAAGUUUCGGUCUGGGGAACUUACCGCCAUCAUGGGUCCGUCCGGGGCCGGCAAAAGCACGCUCAUGAAUAUCCUUGCCGGCUACAAAACCUCAAACCUGAUAGGGUCGGUGUUGAUCAACGGAAAGGAGCGAAACCUGCGAAAGUUUCGCAAGCUGUCUUGCUACAUUAUGCAGGACGACCGAUUACUGCCGUACUUGACCGUACGAGAGGCGAUGAUGGUGUCGGCCAACCUUAAACUAGGCAAGGACAUCUCCCUCGAUCUGAAGAAAGAAAUCGUCGAAGAAAUUAUCGAAUCCCUGGGGCUGAUAGAUGCGGCUAGUACCCUGGCGCUUAACCUGUCCGGGGGCCAACGCAAACGGCUGUCAAUCGCGUUAGAAUUAGUAAAUAACCCACCUGUAAUGUUUUUCGACGAACCGACAAGCGGCCUAGACAGUGCCACCUGUUCCCAGUUGAUCCACCUGCUCAAAUCGCUGGCUCGAGGGGGCCGCACCAUUGUCUGUACAAUCCAUCAACCUUCGGCUAGAAUAUUCGAAAUGUUCGACAAUUUGUACGUUCUGGCUGAGGGACAGUGCAUCUAUCAGGGCAGGGUGAAUGGAUUGGUGUCGUUCCUGGCAUCGAUUGGGCUGGAGUGCCCCAGCUAUCACAAUCCCGCCAAUUAUGUGAUGGAAGUGGCUUGCGGCGAGCACGGAGACUGGAACAGCAAGCUAGUCACUGCGGUUGCCAAUGGCAAGUGCAACAACUACAAUCAACCUGUAUUAGCGCCAACCACAUCGCAAAUUAAUCUACCGCUAUCCAAUGACCAACAGACGGAGAAAAUCGUGACAGUUCUGUCACUGGGGGCAGGGGAAGACGACCUGGUGAAACCUUCCGCCGUUGAGUUUACGACCAUCAAUAUCGAACCCCUGAACAAUGAGAGCAAGUUUUCGACGUCAGUCAUCAUUAGCAGUAGUAAAACGGCAGAUGAUACGGUCGGUGGAACCAGUGCGGGGAAAGGCACCGUCGAGGGAGGGGGAACAACCACCGGCGGGCCUACUUCGGCAUCGUCCAAACCAACCUGCACCACCUCGUUGUUAGAUUCGACCGAAAGUGUGAGCAUUGAAGUGCCGAAAAAGAUGACCGGCUUUCCCACGUCCGGUUGGAUGCAGUUCUGGAUCCUGUUGAAGCGAACGUUCAUCACAAUUAUGCGAGAUCAAACGUUAACCCAGAUGCGGCUGGUAUCGCACGUGGUGGUUGGGGCAAUCAUCGGCAUGAUCUACUACGAUAUUGGUAACGAUGCGGCCAAAAUUAUGAGCAACGCCGGGUGUAUAUUCUUUACCACCAUGUUCACCAUGUUCACCGCGAUGAUGCCAACCAUUCUGACGUUUCCAACCGAAAUGGCCGUUUUUGUGAGAGAGCAUCUUAACUAUUGGUACUCGUUAAAGUCCUUCUACUUUGCGAAAACCGUAGCUGAUCUUCCAUUUCAAGUACUCUUCACCAGUGUGUACGUGAUCGUUGUCUACUAUCUAACAUCUCAACCGAUGGAACCGAAGAGGGCCGGCAUGUUCGUGCUUAUCUGCAUCCUGACGUCGUUAGUCGCGCAAAGUCUUGGGCUGUUGAUCGGCGCCGGAAUGAGCGUAGAGACGGGUGUCUUUCUCGGUCCAGUGUCCACCAUUCCGAUCAUUCUGUUCUCCGGCUUCUUCGUCAACUUCGACGUCAUUCCCAAAUAUCUCCAGUGGUUAACGUAUGUGAGCUACGUGCGGUACGGCUUCGAGGGGGCUAUGGUCUCUGUGUACGGACUGGGCCGGGAAAAGCUACGGUGUACGGAAAUCUACUGCCACUACCGGAGCCCGCAGAAGUUCCUGGAAGAGAUGUCGAUGGACAAAGCUGAGUACUGGAUCGAUGCAACGGCACUGUUCUGCCUGUUCAUAGGUCUGCGCAUCGUGGCCUAUUUAGUGCUGCGCUGGAAACUGCAUUCCAUCCGUUAAAAGUAGUACUUUACCAACUAAGAUGUUUUGUCUAUGUUGUAUUUUUUAUAACCGUAGAAUAGAAGCUUAGUUUCCAUCAUAUUUUCUGGAAUUCUUACGUAAGCUCUAUUUGUUUCCAAUUUGUUGGAAUGAAACUUCAAUUAUUCAAGUGUCGCGCUAUUGGAAUGACCGCUUGAAGCUAACUCCAAUUGUAACCAAAAGAAAUAUUUUCGAACUUCUAGAAUAAUGUAACCGUUUCCUAUGUAUAUUCAUGCUCUAGCCAAUAUUAUAAGAUGUUCGCUUCAUGAAAGAAAACGUGAAAUUGCUGCCACCAAGUAAAACUCGUUAGGUAAAACCGGUCAUUCUUAUAACGCAUAUUUACGAUAAAACCGAUGAAGAUGUUAAUUUUGAAAGGUCCAUGCAAUUACAAAUACAUAUUCUCAAAACCUAACACAUUCAACACUGUGAAACACUCAAAAACAAACCUCCCACAGAAAGACACACGCUAGCAUUGUAACGAACUCCUAUGUAGUCUCAACAUAUAUUCAUCAUUAUAUAGCUAUUAGAUGAAGAAAAAACCAAACACAGCAGAAAUAUAUUCUGCUGCGUUGAUGAACUUAGCAAAUUAUUGCGCGAUAUUCGAAUGACGGGCGAUAUAAAACCAAUUGAAUGAAAAUCAUUGCUAUGCAUAUUGAAACAACAAAAUAUUUGUUGCCGAACAAAAAACAAAAAGAAUCGAUAAAUCAACCACAGUAAUCAACCAAAUGCAUUUUGUUUCUUUUUGCGCUAAAAUUCGGUGCGUUGAGAGGGAGCAGAACAAUCAGAGAAGGGCAGGAAUUGUAACAAUGAGAUAAAAUCAAAUGAGCCACACUACCGAACAGAACAGAAUGAGAACGCGCUCAAUCUCAGUGCAUGCUACAGUGAAUUGGACAUUGUUUCCAAUAAUCCUUGAUAUGUAUUAAUUAAAAAGAAGCGUGUUGAUAAUGAUGUCGGCGAAUUCUACUUUUCGUUAUCCAAUUAGCUGUCUGUUCCUCGAAACCUUAUUUUUCUAGUAAUAGAUGGUGGUACUAAUAGGUUAGGAUUAGUUUACUUCGAAUGAUCCAACAAGGAAACCGUUAUCGGUAAAGUAUUUAUGCGAAACGAGACUCACAGAACCUCUUCAAGAGGGGAGCAAAGUGAAACUCAACAAUCUGUGAAAGUACGAUACUCUUAGAAUGUGCGUGAAUUGAUUCGCUUUUGUCCCACUUUCCAUUAUUCCCACAAACAGUAACACAAGCACACGCAAGUACCCUCGAAUUUAUACACUCUCAGUAUGAUGUUCUUUUUUUUUCAUUGGAGAGAUGCAUGGCAGAUAGCGAUACGACAGUCCGUAUCUAAUGCGUGGGAUAGAAAGGUCACAUGAGUCAAUGAGCUAAGGAUAAACUGCGAAUAAGACACAUACACAUUUUUGGUGAUUUUUAGCUGCGAAUUAGUGUGAUAUGAAACUUGAUUUCACCAAUUUUUAAUAUAAGUAUGAGAAAAGAAA
This is a messenger RNA of Armigeres subalbatus, 5609 nucleotides long. It is a transcript of the gene Atet, whose product is annotated as ATP-binding cassette sub-family G member 1. Gene Ontology annotation, molecular function: ABC-type transporter activity; ATP hydrolysis activity; ATP binding. Gene Ontology annotation, biological process: transmembrane transport. The record is from RefSeq and is a predicted model, not a curated record. Gene Ontology annotation, cellular component: membrane. NCBI's taxonomy places the organism in Eukaryota, Metazoa, Arthropoda, Insecta, Diptera, Culicidae. Bases 1499 to 4105 code for a protein of 868 amino acids. The transcript is spliced from 8 exons.